AUGACUGCAAAGCAGGAGAAUAUGGUGGAGGAGAUAAUGGCAAGCAAACCCCAGGGGUAUCACCGACUUGCAAAUGUGAUGAGCAACGAUGCUAGCUUUGCGAUCUUUCGUAACUUCAACGAGAUUAACAUCUUCAAUUUGUUAAGUCUCCAGGCUGAAAUAAAUGAUUUACGACACAAGUUCGGAUUCCUCUAUCGCUCAGAUGAUGUCUCCAAUGAUGCUACAAGAAGGGAGUUUUCAAAGCGGUUCCUGCUUUUGCAUCAGUCCCAGGGCGACGAAGGUCGCCAAUAUCAAACGAUGUUGCAGUUGCGCUCUCGGAUGAAAGAAUAUAUAAAUGCGGUGAACAGAAUAGCGAGACCGCGGAAAUCACAUAUUUCAAUUCUUCAGGACUGGCUCCAAGAUUCUAAGGGAGGCAAUAACUUCCAGAAAGGGACUGAAGAUCAGAUCUGGGAUGACGAAAACCCUUCCGCCUACCUGACCCUUUUAGUACCAGCAGGUGAAAUGGAUCUAUUCUCCCGGUGGAUUACUCGUAUUGUUGUUGGUAUAUUUCAUCGCACAUGGGGUGAGAAACACGGGCUUGGGAAGGUCGUUGACGAAGAGAGCGGCUUGAUUUCCUACGAUGACUCGAAAAUCAAUAUGGCUAGCACAAUUUUUGCGACUGUGAUCUCCUCAAUCUUGCCGGUUAUCGCAAUCCUGGUUCUUUAUGUUGUGAAAAAUACGGUGCAGAGGAUUUGUAUUACUCUUGCCUUUACAGCCGCCUUUGCCUGUGUUCUUGCCACCUGCAGCUCUGCGCGGAGAGUGGAAAUAUUCGCUGCUACAGCUACAUUUGCUGCAGUUGAGGUCGUAUUCAUUGGGAGCGCAAUACCUAGCUAA
Messenger RNA from Talaromyces amestolkiae, 873 nucleotides. RefSeq lists its product as uncharacterized. The coding region runs from base 1 to 873 and encodes 290 amino acids. Lineage: Eukaryota; Fungi; Ascomycota; Eurotiomycetes; Eurotiales; Trichocomaceae. The transcript is spliced from 3 exons. The record is from RefSeq and is a predicted model, not a curated record.